UUUCUGUAUCUCUCUAAUCUUCAAAAAUUAUCAAAAUAUCCGUAAUUUUAAAAGUGUCACAACUAAUUUGAAACGAAUGAAGUAACUUACUUCUUUUCUUAAUAGUUUUUUGGGAAGACUCAAAACAAAAAAAAAAAUUAGUUAUGAGCUAGAGGAGUUGAAGGAAGUGUUUAAACCGAAUUCAAAUAGAAAUAGGCAACCAAGGUGUCGUAUAAUAGGAAACCUAUCAACUAAAAACUAAUAAUGUAGCUUUAACCAAUCAAAACACAAACAAUUAUAAUUAAUAUCAAUCGUAUUAUUAUACCCUAAUUUAGGAAACAAAUCCUACUCGAAUUAUAAUAAAUAAUAAUGUGAUCAAACAAAAAAUAAGUUUUGUUCCCCUCCCUCAAUCUCCAAAAACUAUAUAAAUAUAAACCCUUCUUAAAAAUUUCAUCCUAACUAAUUAUAUCUCCAAAAACAAAAACAAAAAAAUACUUGCAAGUCAUAAAAGAUUUUUUCUACUGAUUCAAUGAAUAAUUAUUCUUUGAGGAUGGCUAAUGCAGAACAAAAUUUAAGUUCAUUGAUGCAGAACUUAAGCUUGUUCAACAAUUAUCAAGGGGAUGUUCAAGACUACCCAAGUACUAGCAGCAAUGUGAAUUUUCGGUCUUAUAGUACUGCACAAACUCCUGGUGUUUAUCCUAUAACAACGAACCUACUUAGUGUUGAUUUUAGUGAUUCAGGACGUUUGUUGUAUAGACAAAUCUUACUCCAACGUUUCUUAACCGAUCUCUAUAGAGCCAUAUUCGAUUCAGCAAAUUAUAGCGACUUCAUUUGGGUCCUUAGUGAUAGUGGUAAGACUGUGAUCGAUUCUGUUCUGAAAAAGAUGGCAGCCUAUCCUGAUCAGAUGCUUAUCAUGGCUUCUUGUGAUGUUCACGCUUCUAAGGUAAUUAAGAAGCUAAUCAGUUUGGGGAAGAAAUCACCUUAUAUUAGUAUGAUACCUAAGAUUUUUGCUUCUAGAGUUGUGACUCUGAUGAACAACCAACAUGGAAGGCAUGUCGUUCAACAAUGUUUCACCUUCUUAGAUAAGCUUAGUAACAUGCCUCUAUCUGAAGAAGUGGUGAAGCGUUGGUUGGACAUAGCCAACGACAAGUAUGGAUGCAUUGCAUUACAAAAUUGCAUCGACUACAUAGACGACACCCCCCAACUGUACUAUGCAUAUCAUAGUGGGAGUGGGAGCUAUAACGCCUCUCUCCAGGAGCAUCUCCUCGUGAACAUCUCUGAGCAUGCUGCAAUGCUGGCACUGGAUACUUAUGGGAACUUCAUUUUGCAGCGAGUAAUUAGGAUGAAUAUUCCAGUCUACAACAUUGUUAUUGCUGAGGGCAUCAAACAUUUGUAUGAGACACUGUGUACAAACAAGAGUGGUAGCUAUUUGGUGGAGCAAUUUCUAAAUACUCCAUUUAGAUCUUAUGUAGCAGAGGAGCUCCUAAGCAGUUCCAAGCUUAUUCCGAUUGCGCAACAUGAAUUUGGAAAUUAUGUCAUCCAGAAACUAAUCAAAAGGACCAAGGUGCAUGAUGCUCCUUUGUACCGCGAACUUUGCAAGAAAUUGUUGCAGGACUUGGAUAAACUUCAAUGUAGUGUGUAUGGAAGGAAAGUCGCCAAUUUGCUUAAAUAUCAGCAAAAAGAAGAUGAAGCAAUUGAAGAGAAGAUAAUACAGAAGUUGGAGGAACAAAGCAGAGCAAUGCAGGCAAGUUGCUCAUCUGCCAACUUGUUGUGGAGUAUGUCAACCUUGUAAUAUGCCAAAAUGUGACUGAAGUUGGUAAGAAGUGAUAUGUAUUGUUGGGUUGUUACUGUUAGUAUGUACAACUUUGAAUUUCUUUAUGUUUGUUUGUUGUUGCAAAAUCCGAGUAUUAACUAUCAUGUAGUAUGUUUGUUGUUACAAUGUAGUGUAACGAAUUGUUUUAUCUUUGCUGAAAUAAUAGUUGCUUUCCUUGAA
Molecule: messenger RNA, 1972 nt
Organism: Beta vulgaris subsp. vulgaris (sugar beet)
Lineage: Eukaryota; Viridiplantae; Streptophyta; Magnoliopsida; Caryophyllales; Amaranthaceae
Product: pumilio homolog 12
Exons: 6
Coding region: 509-1771 (420 amino acids)
Biological process (GO): post-transcriptional regulation of gene expression
Cellular component (GO): cytoplasm
Molecular function (GO): mRNA binding
Source: RefSeq, a predicted model, not a curated record